AUGGCUCCAACAGAUGAGAAGUUGCAACGUUACCGGUUGAUAGUCUCCUACAAUGGAACCCAGUAUCAAGGAUUUCAACGCCAGAAUUCAGGUGUCGUUGAAGCCAGGCCCAACAAGCGACAACGGUCAGAAAAGGGAAAGAAAACCAAGAAGACCAAGUCGACGAUACAGGAGACUAUCGAAGAUGCCCUUCAGCAUUUGAGCGGUCUCGACAGGCUGGCCUUGAAAGUGCGCUUUUCUAGUAGAACUGACUCGGGGGUCCAUGCUCGAGGACAGGUUCUCGCGGUCUCCCUUCCUCCGAGUCUUUGCCCAGAGUUCUGGCAGCUUCGAAAAUCCAUCAACAGUCGGUUGCCAAAGGACAUUUCAGUCGAUGAUGUUUGUGCCUGUUUAGAAACUUUUGAGCCUCGUGAACAUGUCUUGUGGAAGAGAUACUCGUACACUUUGAAAUAUCGACGGAAAGUUGUGAAGGAUGAUGGAGAGCUGCUUCCAAUCUGCACGAGUGGCCCAAACACAAUUCGAAACGGACUUGAUCCUACUGCGAUUUGGGUGGUACCAUGGGUCCUUGAUGAUUCCAAGUUGGAUGAGUACUGUGAGAAGUUGAUCGGAGAACACGAUUACUCAGUUUUCGUUCACAAGCACGCACGAAGAGAGAGGGAGAACGUUCUCACCGUGAACAGACUAUUUUGUACGACCCUAAAUGAGACGAAGGAAGAAGCACCAGUAGUCACAGUGCGACUCGAUGUGGAGGCUAAGGGUUUUAGACGAUCCAUGGUCAGGAAUCUAGUCGGCUUUCUUGUGGACAUAUGCAUGGGAUCUGUUGAUGAAACAAUAUUUGAGGAGGAACUUUGGUUAGGGAAAGAUGACACCGCAGCGAAACUGAACAUGGCGCCUGCUGUCGGUCUCUGUCUGGAAUAUGUUCAACAUGAUGAAACAAAGUGGAAAGAAGGGGCCAUGGAGGGUCACAAAGUCUUGACCCAACAACUCGCAAUGCUUCGGCUCGCAUACUGUAGGCAGGUUGGCCGACAACCCAGACUUCUAGAGUCGACAGUGUGCAGUGUUCAGACUCGAUGCUUUACACAUGGUGACAAAAGUAACAACUCUUCCCUCGUCGUCCCAACAAAAUUGCGCUUUGGCGACGAAGCCCCGCGAAUGCCACAUGCUUUGGCUCUUCCAGUAACAAAUCGACCUUUGUUUCCCGGAGUUGUCACUACUAUUACCUUGACAGAUCCCGCAACAAUCGACGCCCUGGAAGCCCUGCAGCAAGAUCAGCAAAAUUCUUAUGUCAGCGUUUUUCUGCGCAGGACGAAUCCUACUGGAGUUUCGGAGGGCGGAGUACUACUACCGUUGCCCGAAGUUAUUACGGACCCGUCCGAGCUUUACGACGUUGGUACAUUUGCACAACUUUCGCGUCUGACAAGGAAAUUACCUUCACCAGAUUUAGAUUCUGAAACCACAGAUGAAGAAAAGAGUGAUGAUUCUGCGACGGCUCUGCUGCUGGCUCAUCGCCGUGUGAAUCUCGUGAGUGUCGAUGAAAUAGGCCCACCUAUUGAUGUGACGAUUUCCCACUGGCCGCGACUUGAGUACACAGGAGCCGAUGAUACAAUCCGAGCAUUAUCCAAUGAACUUUUGAGCACCAUCCGUGAAGUGGCUCAGCUGAACGUCCUUUUCCGUGAAAAUGUGCAAUAUUUUUCCCAGAGAUUAGAUGCCAACGAUCCUUAUCGACUGGCAGACUUCGCUGCAAGUGUAUGCUCCACAGCAAAAGCAGAAGAUUUGCAGGCUCUGUUGGAAGAGAAAGAUCCGGAAAUGCGACUACAUCAAGCUCUUGUCCUCUUGAACAGAGAACGUGAAAUCUCCAAAUUGCAGCAAGAAAUAAGCCAAAAGGUGGAAGAGAAGAUGAGUGAAACACAGCGAAAGUAUUUUUUGAAUGAACAGCUAAAGUCCAUCAAGAAGGAAUUGGGAAUGGAGAAGGACGAUAAAGAAAGUGUCAUUGAGAAGUACCGCAAGCAGCUCGCUGAGUAUCCAGAAAUUCCUGAGGAAGUUAUGAGCGUAAUUGAAUCAGAGCUUGAAAAGCUCUCAUCUCUUGAAAUGAAUUCUUCGGAAUACAACGUAACCCGAAGUUACUUGGAUUGGUUGUGUGGUGUCCCUUGGGGUGUUUUGAGUGACGAGAACUUCGAUAUUAGUAGAGCACGAAAAAUUUUGGACCGUGAUCAUUAUGGUCUUGAGGAUGUGAAGGAUACCAUUCUUGAAUUCAUUGCAGUGGGAAAGCUGAAAGGUAGCGUACAAGGCAAAAUUCUGUGUCUCUCUGGCCCACCUGGAACUGGAAAAACCAGUAUUGCCAAAUCAGUGGCAGCUUCGUUGGGUCGGGAGUUUUAUAGAUUCUCGGUUGGCGGACUGGGUCAAGUUUCCGAAAUCAAAGGGCACCGCCGAACCUAUGUGGGUGCGAUGCCCGGAAAAAUGAUCCAAUGUCUCAAGACAACUGGAACGACCAACCCUGUGGUUCUAAUAGAUGAAAUCGACAAGCUUGGCCAUGGUUACCAAGGAGACCCAGCAAGUGCUUUACUAGAAGUAUUGGAUCCAAGCCAGAAUUCCAGUUUUACUGAUUUCUUCCUCGACAUUCCAGUUGACAUCAGCAAGAUAUUAUUCAUAUGCACAGCCAAUGAACUUGAGCGUAUUCCAGCGCCACUGCUCGAUCGAAUGGAAGUGAUUCGACUCUCUGGAUAUGAUUUUCCCGAGAAGGUUGCGAUCGCCGAACAAUAUCUCGUUCCCAAGUCGAUGAGAGAUAGCGGACUCAUGGAAGAGAAAACUCCAGCUGCUAGUGAAGCUGAAGCUGAAGGUGGUAGUGAAGAUACUGGUAGCUGUGACGAGGUACCAAAGAAACCUCUCGACUCCUUUCAACAUGUCGAAGGUGUUCCCGAAACAGUCGGCAUCGCACCUGAUGCAAUCGAUAAUAUUGUUCGAUGGUAUGCACGAGAAGCAGGUGUUCGAAACUUGUCAAAGUACAUCGACAAAAUUACUCGUAAGCUGGCCCUCCAGGUGGUGGCGGAAAAGGAAGGAACCCAAUUGAGCAAAAAGAGUUCAAAAAAAGGCAAUGGUUGGAUGGUAUCUGAGGAAAAUCUCCAUGAUUACAUUGGAAAACCCAUCUUCACCAGUGAUCGCUUAUAUGAUAAAGACCCGCUCCCUCACGGCAUUGUCAUGGGACUAGCCUAUACUUCAAUGGGGGGAAGUGCACUGUAUAUUGAAACUCAAGGCAUACAACGUGGUAUGAACGAUGAUGGUAAACCAAUUCGUGGGGGAUCUCUCAAGGCAACGGGCACUCUAGGGGAUGUUAUGAAGGAGAGUUCUCAGAUUGCUUAUACUGUCGCUCGUGCUCGUUUGGCAAUGUUAGACAGCUCGAAUAACUACUUUGACAACAUGGACAUCCAUAUGCACGUCCCCGAGGGCGCUACACCGAAGGAUGGCCCUUCCGCAGGAAUUACAAUGGUAACAUCCAUGCUCUCGUUGGCUCUUGGUAAACCUAUUAGAAACGACCUCGCAAUGACAGGGGAAGUAAGUCUAACAGGUAAGGUCCUUCCGGUUGGUGGGAUCAAGGAAAAGAUCAUUGGUGGGAGACGAGCAGGAAUCAAGAAAAUCAUUCUACCUGGAGCAAACAAAAGAGACUACGAAGAAAUUCCUGACUACCUCAAGGAAGGUUUGGAAGUGUGCUUUGCGGACGAGUAUGAACAGGUUUACGAACAGGUUUUUGGAUCUUCAUGA
This is a messenger RNA of Cylindrotheca closterium, 3753 nucleotides long. NCBI's taxonomy places the organism in Eukaryota, Bacillariophyta, Bacillariophyceae, Bacillariales, Bacillariaceae. The record is from the annotation of a GenBank genome assembly.